Molecule: messenger RNA, 4383 nt
Organism: Diceros bicornis minor
Lineage: Eukaryota; Metazoa; Chordata; Mammalia; Perissodactyla; Rhinocerotidae
Gene: MAN2A1
Product: mannosidase alpha class 2A member 1
Exons: 22
Coding region: 82-3507 (1141 amino acids)
Biological process (GO): protein deglycosylation; N-glycan processing; mannose metabolic process
Cellular component (GO): Golgi membrane
Molecular function (GO): alpha-mannosidase activity; carbohydrate binding
Source: RefSeq, a predicted model, not a curated record
GGCGGCCGCUUCCAGGAGUCCACAGCCCGCCUCGUCUUCUGAGUCAGGACAGUGUCCUGGCCCCCAGUCUAUCGAGGAAAAAUGAAGUUAAGCCGCCAGUUCACUGUGUUCGGCAGCGCGAUCUUCUGUGUGGUGAUCUUCUCGCUCUACCUGAUGCUGGACCGGGGUCACUUAGACUAUCCCAAGAGCCCGCGCCGCGAGGGCUCCUUUCCCCAGGGCCAACUCUCAAUGUUGCAAGAAAAAAUAGACCAUUUGGAGCGUUUGCUGGCUGAGAAUAAUGAGAUCAUCUCAAAUAUUAGAGACUCUGUCAUCAAUUUGAGUGAGUCUGUGGAGGAUGGUCCGAAAAGUUCAAAAGACAGUUUCGGCCAAGGUGCUGGCUCACCUCUUCUGCCGUCAAAACUGUCCCUUGAAGUCAACCCUGAAGACUGUCUGUUUGCUUCACAAAGUGGAAGUCAGAAGUCAGAAGUGCAGAUGUUGGAUGUUUAUAGUCUAAUUCCUUUUGACAAUCCAGAUGGUGGAGUUUGGAAGCAAGGAUUUGACAUUACCUAUAAAUUUAAUGAAUGGGACACUAAGCCCCUUCAAGUCUUUGUGGUGCCUCAUUCCCAUAAUGACCCAGGUUGGUUGAAGACUUUUGAGGACUACUUUAGAGAGCAGACUCAGUUUAUUUUUAAUAACAUGGUCGUCAAGCUAAGUGAAGACUCACGGAGGAAAUUUAUAUGGUCUGAGAUCUCUUACCUUUCAAAGUGGUGGGAUACUAUAGAUACUCAGAAGAAGGAUGCUCUUAAAAGUUUACUAGAAAAGGGUCAGUUUGAAAUUGUGACAGGUGGCUGGGUUAUGCCUGAUGAAGCUUCUUCACAUUAUUUUGCCUUAAUUGACCAACUCAUUGAAGGACAUCAGUGGCUGGAAAAAAAUCUAGGAGUGAAACCUCGGUCCGGUUGGGCUGUUGAUCCUUUUGGACAUUCACCAACAAUGGCUUAUCUUCUAAAACGUGCUGGAUUUUCCCACAUGCUUAUCCAGAGAGUUCAUUAUGCAGUUAAAAAACAUUUUGCAUUGCAAAAAACGCUGGAGUUUUUUUGGAGACAGAAUUGGGAUCUGGAAUCUGUCACAGAUAUUUUUUGCCACAUGAUGCCCUUCUACAGCUAUGACAUCCCUCACACUUGUGGACCUGAUCCUAAAAUAUGCUGCCAGUUUGAUUUUAAACGGCUUCCUGGAGGCAGAUUUGGUUGUCCCUGGGGAGUCCCCCCAGAAACAAUAUCUAUUGGAAAUGUCCAAAACAGGGCUGAGUUGCUUCUAGAUCAGUACCGAAAGAAGUCAAAGCUUUUCCGUACUACAGUUGUCCUGGCCCCACUAGGAGACGAUUUCCGCUUCUGCGAACGCACAGAAUGGGAUCAUCAGUUCAAGAAUUAUCAGCUGCUUUUUGAUUAUAUGAAUUCUCAAUCUAGAUACAAUGUUAAGAUACAGUUUGGGACUUUAUCAGAUUAUUUUGAUGCACUGGAUAAAGAAGAUGCAGCCAAUACAAAUAGCCAAUCGAUGUUCCCUGUUCUAAGUGGAGAUUUUUUCACCUAUGCUGACCGAGACGAUCAUUACUGGAGUGGCUACUUUACAUCGAGACCCUUUUACAAACGAUUGGAUAGGAUAUUGGAAUCUCAUUUAAGGGCUGCUGAAAUUCUUUACUAUUUCGCCCUGCAACAAGCUCAGAAAUACAAGACAAGUAAAUUUCUUUCAUCAUCCUAUUACACGGCACUGACAGAAGCCAGAAGGAAUUUGGGACUAUUUCAACAUCAUGAUGCUAUCACAGGAACCGCAAAGGACUGGGUGGUUGUGGAUUAUGGUACCAGACUGUUUCAUUCAUUAAUGAAUUUGAAGAAGAUAAUUGGAAGUUCUGCACUACUUCUUAUUUUGAAGGACAAACACUCAUACGACUCUACUGAUACCCUCUUAGAAAUGGAUUUGAAACAAAAAUCACAAAGUUCUCUGCCACGCAGAAAUAUAAUAAAGCUGAGUGCGGAGCCAAGGUAUCUUGUGAUCUAUAAUCCUUCAGAACAAGACCGAAACUCAAUGGUCUCAGUCUGGGUGAGUUCCCCCAAAGUGCAAGUGUCUUCUGCUUCAGGAAAGCCUGUGGAAAUUCAAAUGAGUGCAGUUUGGGAUACAGCAAAUACUGUUUCAAAGACAGCCUAUGAGAUCUCUUUUCUAGCACAGAUGCCACCACUGGGACUAAGAGUAUAUACAAUUUCAGAAUCAACAAGCUCAAAUUCACAUUUAGCUGAAUAUGUUCUGUAUCAUGGUAAUGUAGAAAAUACAGGAAUUUUCAACAUGAAGAAUAUAAGAAGUACUGAAGAAGAUAUAACUCUAGAAAAUUCCUUUAUUAAGCUUCGGUUUGGUCAGUCGGGGCUUAUGGAGGAAAUGAUAAAGAAAGAAGAUGGUAAACGUCAUGAAGUAAAAGUGCAGUUUUCAUGGUAUGGAACUACAAGUAAAAAGGACAAAAGUGGUGCCUACCUCUUCUUACCUGACGGGGAAGCCAAGCCUUAUGUUUACACAACACUGCCCCUUGUCAGAGUGCAACAUGGAAGGUUUUAUUCGGACGUGACUAGCUUUUUUGAACAUGUUACCCAUAGAGUCCGACUGUACAACAUACAGGGAAUAGAAGGACAGUCUGUGGAAGUUUCCAAUAUUGUGGACAUCCGAAAAGUAUAUAACCGUGAGAUUGCAAUGAGAAUUUCUUCUAGCAUAAACAGCCAAAAUAGAUUUUAUACUGACCUAAAUGGAUACCAGAUUCAACCUAGAAUGACGAUGAGCAAAUUGCCUCUUCAAGCAAAUGUCUAUCCAAUGACUACAAUGGCGUAUAUCCAGGAUGCUGAGCAUCGCUUGACACUGCUCUCUGCUCAGUCUUUAGGUGUUUCAAGUUUGAAAAGUGGUCAGAUUGAAGUUAUCAUGGAUCGAAGACUCAUGCAAGAUGAUAAUCGUGGCCUUGAGCAAGGCGUCCAUGAUAAUAAGAUUACAGCUAAUUUAUUUCGGAUACUACUAGAAAAAAGAAGUGCUGUGAAUAUGGAAGAAGAGAAGAAGUCAGUCAGUUAUCCUUCCCUCCUUAGCCAUAUAACUUCUUCUUUCCUGAAUCACCCUGUCUUUUCAAUGACAGAAAAGAUCCCCGUACCCACUCUUCAGCUGCUGGGUGAAUUCUCUCCGUUACUGUCAUCUUUGCCUUGUGAUAUUCAUCUGGUUAAUCUGAGGACCAUACAGUCACAGGAGAAUGGCGAGUAUUCGGAUGAGGCAGCCCUGAUCCUCCACAGGAAGGGGUUUGAUUGCCGCUUCCCCAGCAGAGACACGGGGCUGCUCUGUUCCACAACCCAGGGAAAGAUAUUGGUACAGAAACUCUUUAACAAGUUUAUUGUUGCAAGUCUCGUACCUUCAUCAUUAUCCUUGAUGCAUUCACCUCCAGACGCCCGAAAUAUAAGUGAGAUCAACUUGAGUCCCAUGGAAAUCAGCACAUUCCGAAUCCAGUUGAGGUGAACCAGCCUUUCACAUUUGGAUUGGGAAGCAUUGGCUGUUAUACACUUCUUGGUUUGACGUGCAAUAAGGAAGCACAUUGUUUUAGUUUCUGGCUACUGUGAGAACACGAAUUCUGUGAUUUUUUUUUUUUUUUUUUUUUUUACCAGUACAGUAAGAAAAAAGAAGCCAUGCUAUAAACAAUUUUUUUUUUCCUUAAGUUCCUUCCAUGAACUACCACCAUCAGUAGUUGGAGCAACAAAUGAAGAAAUGUCUAAAGACAACCUCUCAACAGAUUGUAUCUCAGGUUAAGUGCUAACUAAUUAUAUCUGUGUUGGAGGUUGUGAAGAGAUUGUUAUAAGUAUUCAUGUUGCUGAUCCUUCAUUAGUUUUACAAAAAUACCCAUUUUUACCAAAAUUGAAUAAAGAGCUGGUGGGUAAUAGCUAAUGGCCAAAAUGGUUGCAAUCAUUUAUAUACAUUAGAAAAAUUUUAUGUGUUGAAAUAUGUGGAAAAGUGCAAUCCAUCAACCCUUAUGAUCUACAUAGUUGGUUUUACACCUUUUUGUAAUAUACCACUUGACCCCUCCCUUCCCACCCUUUGUAAGUAUUUCCAGAAAUAUCAGAUUUUAAAUCAUUCAGUAGUAGAAAAAGGACAUAUUUUCAUUACUUGACAAUGUGGGAUAGGUGCAAUUUAUUCCAUUGUCACUAAACUAUAGGAAGCAAUUCCAUAGGUACCAUUACCUAUUUUAGGUACCACAAGGUGUCUUUUUACACAGCUUGUUUGAAUACAGAAGUUCUGAGAAGGGGUUUUCUAUUUUAAAUUACCAUAUCAAAAUAAAUGUGCCUUAUUUUUUUAUACGUCUUGUUAAAUCUUUUGGUGUCCGUAUUACUGUUUGGGGAA